AUGGCACACCAAGCACAUGCAUACCACAUGGUUGACCCAAGCCCCUGACCGCUAACAGGCGCAGUCGCUGCCCUAUUAAUAACGUCAGGAUUGGCAAUUUGAUUUCACUUCCACUCUACCACUCUAAUAACACUAGGACUUAUUCUACUACUAUUAACAAUAUACCAAUGAUGACGAGAUAUUAUCCGGGAAGGGACUUUCCAAGGACAUCACACCCCUCCCGUACAAAAAGGCCUACGCUAUGGUAUAAUCCUAUUCAUUACAUCCGAAGUAUUCUUCUUUGCCGGAUUCUUCUGAGCCUUCUACCACUCAAGCCUCGCACCAACCCCAGAGUUAGGAGGAUGCUGACCACCCACCGGAAUCACCACCCUUGACCCAUUUGAAGUACCACUACUAAACACAGCCGUACUGCUCGCCUCAGGGGUCACAGUCACCUGAGCCCACCACAGCCUAAUAGAAGGCGAGCGCAAACAAGCCAUCCAAUCACUAACUCUAACCAUCGCACUAGGGUUUUACUUUACCCUCUUGCAAGCAAUAGAAUACUACGAAGCCCCCUUCACAAUUGCCGAUGGCGUAUACGGCUCAACUUUCUUCGUCGCCACAGGCUUCCACGGCCUACAUGUAAUUAUUGGCUCCACCUUCCUAGCUAUCUGCCUCCUACGACAGGUACAGUACCACUUCACAUCACAACACCAUUUCGGAUUCGAGGCUGCCGCCUGAUAUUGACACUUCGUCGACGUAGUCUGACUUUUCCUCUACGUAUCCAUCUACUGAUGAGGCUCAUA
This is a messenger RNA of Megalops cyprinoides (Indo-Pacific tarpon), 785 nucleotides long. The record is from the annotation of a RefSeq genome assembly. NCBI's taxonomy places the organism in Eukaryota, Metazoa, Chordata, Actinopteri, Elopiformes, Megalopidae.